Ostertagia ostertagi is the source of this 507-nucleotide messenger RNA. The record is from the annotation of a GenBank genome assembly. NCBI's taxonomy places the organism in Eukaryota, Metazoa, Nematoda, Chromadorea, Rhabditida, Trichostrongylidae.
AUGGAGGCUAUUUUUUGCUCAGGAAAAGAUUCGAAUUAUUCUACCGUAACUACGCAGUCGUUUAAGAUUAGCCCUUUAGCUCGUGAAGCAUGCGUCAUCACCCUUAGUGACGUUAUCCUCGUAUGCAAUAAAGAGAUAUUGUAUUUCUCUCACGAAACUGUUACGAAAGUCCAAUCUCGUAAGAGGUGUCCCUUGAAAGGAAGUUGUGUUGGAAGGAAAUGUGGAGCAGUAAACGCCACGACCCUUGUCAGCGAACUUUCAGAAGCUAACGCUUUUCCCGGAAUAACGUACUGUACGGAAUCAUGCGGGUUCUGGGGAUGUAACUGUGGCUCCCUCUUCCGGAUAGUUUACAAAAAGCCAGUUAGUACGGAAAUAUACGAAAUUUUCCAAUGCCCUACUUGGUACGAAACCGUAAACGUAAGUCUGGAAAUCUCUUUUUCGAGUGGUAAAACGCGUAAAUAUUUCCUGGCUCUCCAACCAAACGUACAAAAGACUAUUUUUCGAUGA